Messenger RNA from Trematomus bernacchii (emerald rockcod), 2640 nucleotides. It is a transcript of the gene impg1b, whose product is annotated as interphotoreceptor matrix proteoglycan 1b. The record is from RefSeq and is a predicted model, not a curated record. The coding region runs from base 133 to 2640 and encodes 835 amino acids. Lineage: Eukaryota; Metazoa; Chordata; Actinopteri; Perciformes; Nototheniidae. The transcript is spliced from 15 exons. Gene Ontology annotation, biological process: visual perception.
ACAGAUGAAGAGACUGAUGGACAUUCUGCUAAUGGACUCAAGAUAAAGAGACCAUGGAUUUUAUUGUUGUCUGCAACAAGUCUCUUUACAAAUGAAAACUUCGGGCUUGAGAACCACAUAAAUAAGCGCAUCAUGCUUUUGAAGUCAGGAAUAUUCCUCACUCUGUGUCUGUUUACCCUCCAAGCAAGUCGAAUCAAAGAAAUACAUGACCACGGUUUUUCGGGACUCAGGGAUGUGAAGUACCGACACUUUCUAGAAUCCUCCAGACCGAUCAGACACACCACAAAUGUCAGAGGGGAGCAGAAUGGACAUCGGAAUAAGAGGUCGCCGCUCCUCACCACGGGGGUCAAAGUGUGUCCGCAGGAGACGAUGAAAGCAGUCAUCGGCAGCCAUCGGGCCUAUUACAAACUCAGAGUUUGCCAGGAAGCAAUUUGGGAAGCGUUUCGGAUCUUCUUGGACCGAUCCCCAAGCUCAGAGGAGUACAGAGCCUGGCUCUACACCUGCCAGCAUGAAAACCUCUGCAUGGACGACCUGGCCCAGAACUUCAGCAGCUCUCAGGAGCAUCUGGACCUGGUGGCCCGUAGGAUAGCCGAGCAAGCUGAAGUUGAAGGAGUUUUUGCUGGAACCAGAGAGCCAGGAAUUGAUUGCACCUGGACACCCCCAAUGAUUGUGCUACCAACUGAGGCUAACGUGAUCAUUUUCUUUUUUUGCCAGAACGAGGAAGACCCCAACAUGAUCAAAGAGAACUUUGAGGAGUAUGUUAUCCAUUUCAGUGUCACCAUCUCAGAUCCGGCCUUCACCAAGCUGCUCAGUGACCCCCAGGCAGUGGAGUACAGUGAAAUCAGACAAGAGCUCACAGAAAAGAUGCGUCGUGUGUUUGCAGAUGUUCCAGGAUUCAAAGAGAUUCGUGUGCUGGGAUAUCGCUCAGAGGAUGUGUCGGUGCGUUACGCUGUGGUCUUCAAUGGAGAAACUGAGCUCAACGACGAACCUGAUGUUCUCGAGGCGCUUGACAUGGACGAGGAUACGAAUGCUCCUAAACUGAAGCAAAUCAUCGUAAAUGCCUUGAAGCAAGAGACAUCACUACCAGUGGACAUAGAGACACUCAACUUUGAGAGUGUAACUACAAUCUAUCCAGUUGCGGAGCUUGGCAUGAACCCAGUUGAGGACGACACCCCUAAGCCACCUACGGAGGACAACUCUCCCACCCGAAGUUUCUUUCCCACUGUGGCAGUGAUAGAAAACUCCUUGGAAGCUUUUACAGUCAAACCAGAAACACACACCUUCGUGCCUUUCAUCCCAAACAUCCUCCCAGAAAGCAUUCCUGCCAUCACUGAUGAGACUCCUCUAAUGUCCGCAGUAGAGGAGGAAUCCUCAGAAGAGUCCGCGGUGGAGGAUCUGGAGGAGCAGCCUCCAACCAAGCACGUUGACAGCGGUGAGGCUGAACCUGAGGAGCAGGUGACAGACGAAUCUGAACCAGAUAAUGAAGUUACUGAAGAACAUCCCUUAGCAACUCCAGACACCCAACCAGAAGAGUCUACGGUCCCAGUCUCCACACCAUCAUCUCAGGAGGAUGUUGUCCAAGGCAUUGAACCAGAAACAGAAGAGGAAUAUUUGCCUUCCCCUGCAGAGAGUGGCGAGGCCCCCGAGGACCGGGCUGAGUCUGGUGGAGACCUGCCUCCGGAGAACUCCAACAUUCAAGACGAUGUAGGGUCGAGUCAGAACGGGACGGAGGAGAACACGAUCGACUCUCUGGAAGAGGAGAGCGGCAGUGGAUUGUCCUCAGAGUCCGACGAACACCCGUACAGGUCCACGGCAUCACCUGCCAUGAGGCAAGGCAGCACCCCUCUGAUGGCCGCCGUGGACGCGGGCAAAGAGUUAGUGGUUUUCUUUAGCUUGAGGGUCACUAACAUGAUGUUUUCUGAUGACCUGUUCAACAAGAGCUCCCCAGAGUAUAAAUCACUGGAGCAUACCUUUCUUGAGCUGCUUCUGCCUUAUCUACAAUCCAAUUUGACUGGAUUCAAGCAACUGGAAGUUCUGAACUUCAGGAACGGCAGCGUUGUGGUGAACAGCAAGAUGAAGCUGGACAAACCGGUACCUUACAACGUCACAGAAGCUGUUCACUGCGUGCUCGAAGACUUCUGCAACGCCGCUUCCAAACGGCUCGACAUCAAGAUUGACAGUCGCUCCUUGGAAAUAGAACCAGCCGACCAAGCAGAGCCCUGUAAAUUCCUGGCCUGCAACGAUUUCUCCCACUGCACGGUGAACCGCUGGACCGGAGAGGCAGAGUGUGUGUGCGUCCCGGGAUACUCCAUCGUGGACGGCCUGCCGUGUCAGAGCGUCUGUUCUCUGCAGCCCGACUACUGCCUGAACGACGGCCUGUGUGAAAUAAUCCCAGGGCACGGAGCCACCUGCAGAUGCCCUGUAGGUAAAUACUGGCACUACCACGGAGAGCACUGCGACGAGCUGGUGUCGGUGCCCCUCGACCCCCCGCUAAUUAUAACAUGCCUCGUGGGAAGCCUCUGCUUUGUUUGCGCCAUCAUCGGCAUUUUGCUAUUCAUUAACAAGAAAUGUAUAAGGCCCGUAAAGGCUAUCACUUUGGUAUACCCCGACAACUCUACACCACAAGAUCAGAAAAGUUAG